CCAAGACGUCAGAGAGUAGGCUAGAGUGAGACAGCGGCACGAUCUCGCACACUUUGUCGUUCGUUCGUUCGUUCGUCUGUCCGUCCGCUGCAAAUCUGCUUCGUCUUCUGACUGCUUGCUUCUUCUUCCUCUCCUGUUUUUUUUUUCUUUUCCUGUUGAACGGACGUCUCUGAUUCCUUGUCACAGUCAGUGCACAUCACGUCUUCGCGGCUGUGAGGUGUUGUUGGAGGUGUUGUUGGAGGUGCGGGGUUUAAUUCUCUCUGGACCUUGCCUACUGACUACUGUCUAAACGAAAUAUCCGCGGGCCCUUCUGCAUCAGAUUCUGAUGAUCCCCUAACCCGCCACCAUUCUGCCACUGCACGUGACUUGCUUACCAGUACGCCUACCUAAGAACACCUGCGACUCGUCGCUAGCUAAGAAGUACCUGUGACUUACUCCCAAGAGAACAUUUCUUUGGAUUCAAGGAAACACUUCCCCCUCCCCCAGUCCUCCAGGUGGUGUGAUUGCCAGGGAACAUCUUUGAACCCACUACAUCGCAUUUGCUUCCGGGUCGUGCCGGAAGUGCUGACGUCACAGAGCCCUGCAUGUCACGUGACUCGAGUGGGCUGGCAUGACGCGAUCACCUGGACUGCUUACAGGUGCGCUCCUCGCCCUGCUGGCUCUCACUCGCGUAAACGGCCAAUGUGAGAUGGUAGACGUGCCAGAUAUUAAAGGGGAUGACAUCAGCCAACCAACGUUCCUCCCCAGUCAUACUAUUGCGCCACCCCUAGCGCAUGCUCGGUGUCCAGCACGAAUAACCUGGACGGGAUCAACCCCUCCUUCCCGUUGAGCCUCUCCGGCUCGAGCCAAACGGACUGCGAGGAAGCCUGCAAGUCUUUCGUGGAAUGUGUGGCCUAUGUCUACAUCUUCAACCCCACCGAGUGCAAGCUGAUGACGUCAACACCCAGCACGGAGGACGGGAGUGGAAGUGUCUACGGCUUGAAGAAGAGAUGCAGCUCAGGUUCCAAGACUGUGCCAUACCCUGCCCUUCUUGUCUUUAUUACCAUGGUUGCUUGGAUCUUGCCUUGAAGCAAGGGGCGAUCACUCGCCAUUUUUGACGACGACGACGACGACGACACUGUCUCUCGUGCUUCUGAGAACUGCGUCCAGAUUGGAACGCACCUACUGUCUCCAGAUUGGACCGCAUCUACUGUCUCCAGAUUGGAACGCACAUACUGUCUCCAGAUUUCUCCAGAUUGGAAAGCACAUACACCGACCGAGUCGUCCGACAUUCCGUGAAGUUGUCACCGACAGUGCCAGCGUUUACAGAUUAUUUGCUCUUCUUGUUUUAUACAAUAUAUGUAUUUCCAAUGCACUUGUUUACAGGAUAUUUUCAUUUUUUCUUCCGUGUGAUCUAGUUGAAUAUGUGAGGUAUCGUGGUGAAAUAAGGCGCUUGUCAAGAUAAUGAGAUUGAAGGAACCGACAUUUUUGUACCUGUUGGGCAAUUUUCAUUUACAUUUUUUCCUUCUUUUUAGGGGGGGGGGGGAGGCGCUCAGCAUCAUUAAUGUUAAUUUUAAAACACAUUCCUACCUGGAUUUUAAUUAAAUAUGUUGAUUAUAAGUACACAAUAUGUAAAUUAUGUGCAGUUUCCAAGAACACUGCAGUUUUGGAAGCCACCAAAUUUUGGCGACUAUUUUCUCGCUUAAUAAUAACCUCUGACGCAAGGUGACUCCCGCCUCCUUCAGUCUAAAAAACCUUGACUUCUAGUCAAGAUAGAUGGGUUAAAAUUUU
Aplysia californica (California sea hare) is the source of this 1770-nucleotide messenger RNA. RefSeq lists its product as uncharacterized. Lineage: Eukaryota; Metazoa; Mollusca; Gastropoda; Aplysiida; Aplysiidae. The record is from RefSeq and is a predicted model, not a curated record.